AUGGGUGUGGCACUGACCAGGUCAGCUCAGUGGACUGCAGCUGGAUAUGGUCCUGGAUCCCUGAAACAUACACCUCUCAAUGAAGCCAUAUUGAAAGAAAUUGUUACUUUUGUGGAGAGUUUUAUCUACAAAUAUCCUCAAGAGGCAAAAUAUGUUUUUGUCGAACCACUUGAAUGGAAAACAAAUCUAGAAACUUCAGCAUUUGAUUCAGGCUAUAUUGUCAGUGAAACAACAGUCAAAUCAGAAGAGGUUGAUAACAAUGGACAGCCUUUGCUCUUCCUCUCGGUACCACAAAUUAAAAUCUGGAGCUUUGGGCAGCUGUCACGCUUUUUAUUUAUUGCCAAAGAUACAAAGCUGGUGGAAGCACAGGCUUGUGUUGAAGCUAAUAGAAAUCCUGUAUCAAAAAUUCUGGGCGUGGAUUACAAUUCAAUGAAAGGAGACUCAUCUGCAUUAAAUCUUCUGGAUAAAAUUACCAAAGAUGAUGGUCCUGAACAUGAGAUUAAGAUGAAGGUUGCUAAACUGCUUAGUCAAUUGGACCAGCACUUACUUAAUAAUUCUCUAAAACAUAUUUCAUUAGAAAUACGCUUAAAUCCAGUGACUGUCAAGAAUGACAUAGCGCUGCUCCAACGUUUCUCAGGAAAAGGAGAACAAACAAUCUUAGAAUCUAUCAAAUAUACCUCAGAUUAUGAAUUUUCUAAUGGAUGUCGAGCCCCACCUUGGAGACAAAUUCAUGGGGAAAUUUGUUAUGUUUUUGUGAAGCCACAUGAUUUUGAAGAAUUGUGCGUUACUUGUAGCUCAGCUGGAGUAUUUGUCAAUGGCGGCAUAACAGAUGAUGAGGGGGAGAUUGAUUAUGAGAGAAGAGGUGAAAUUUAUAAAGACCUUGUCACAUUUUUGAAAGAAAAAUCACCAAUAUUUUUAGAAAAUUUGUCCAGACAGGUAAGUCUUUUGAACUUCCAUUGACAGAAGGAACUGAAAGCUCUUGAGGCCCCCAAAGCAGAAGAAAAUGCCGAUGCUGCUAAAGAAGUUACUGCUGAGUCCCAGAAUUCACAGGAAAAAAACCAAAUGAAUAUAAUGAAGACUCAACUGGCUAAGAGAUUAGAACCAAGUUUAGACUGGAAGGCCACAGUGGAUUUCAAAGAUCACAGAAUCUCAGUAAAAGAUCCUCAGGAGGAAAAACAAGUAGGAACACUUGAAAAGACAAAAUCGCCUGUAAAAUUACAACGGAGUGGUAUCGCUGGUAAGAACACUGAAAAGUUCGAGGAGGUUACUAGUGAGAGCUCCUCAGAGAGUGAGGAAGACGAGGAACCACCUGAUCAUCGGCAGGAAGCAAAUGCAGAUUUGCCAUCGGAAUAUUGGCAGAUUCAGAAGCUGGUGAAAUAUUUAAAAGGAGGGAAUCAGACAGCCACAGUGAUUGCAUUGUGUUCCAUGAAGGAUUUCAACUUGGCACAAGAGACCUGCCAGUUGGCAAUCAGGGAUGUUGGAGGUCUUGAAGUUUUAAUAAACUUACUUGAUACAGAUGAAGUCAAAUGUAAGAUCGGUUCAUUAAAAAUCUUGAAGGAAAUCAGUCACAAUCCUCAAAUCCGACGUAAUAUUGUUGACCUUGGGGGCUUACCAAUUAUGGUCAACAUACUUGAUUCUCCACACAAGAGUCUGAAAUGUCUGGCAGCUGAGACCAUUGCAAAUGUUGCCAAGUUUCGACGAGCCAGGCGAGCGGUGAGACAGCAUGGGGGCAUCACCAAACUGGUGUCUCUAUUGGACUGUGGGCAUAGUCACGCAGAACUGACUCAGUCAAAUCUGUACGAGACCAGAGAUGUGGAGGUUGCCCGCUGCGGAGCACUGGCUCUAUGGAGCUGCAGUAAAAGUUACGCAAACAAAGAAGCCAUUCGGAAGGCUGGGGGUUUCCCUCUCUUGGCUCGGCUCCUGAAGACUUCCCACGAGGACAUGCUAAUUCCAGUGGUGGGGACCUUGCAAGAAUGUGCAUCAGAGGAAAACUACCGAGCUGCAAUAAAAGCAGGCAAAAUUAUUGAAAAUCUAGUGAAGAACCUAAAUAGUGAAAAUGAACAGCUACAGGAGCAUUGUGCCAUGGCCAUCUACCAGUGUGCUGAAGAUGAGGAAACCCGAGAUUUGGUUAGACUGCAUGGAGGACUUAAAUCCUUGGCCACUUUGCUCAAUAAUACAGACAAUAAACAACGGUUGGCUGCUGUCACGGGGGCAAUAUGGAAAUGUUCCAUCAGCAAAGAGAAUGUAUCCAAAUUCCGAGAAUACAAAGCCAUUGAAACUUUGGUGGGGCUUUUAACUGAUCAGCCCGAAGAAGUACUUGUGAAUGUGGUUGGUGCAUUGGGAGAAUGUUGCCAAGAAUAUGAAAACAGAGUCAUUGUCCGGAAAUGUGGUGGUAUCCAACCACUUGUGAAUCUCCUUGUUGGGGUGAAUCAAGCUCUUCUUGUCAACGUCACAAAAGCAGUUGGUGCUUGUGCUGCAGAUCCUGAAAGUAUGACGAUCAUCGAUCGUUUGGAUGGAGUGCGUUUGUUGUGGUCACUGCUGAAAAAUACUCACCCAGAUGUGAAGUCCAGUGCAGCCUGGGCUCUCUGUCCCUGCAUCGAAAAUGCAAAGGACUCUGGAGAAAUGGUCCGUUCCUUUGUUGGUGGUUUGGAACUUGUUGUCAAUUUACUGAAAUCAGAUAAUAAAGAAGUCUUAGCAAGUGUGUGUGCUGCUAUUACUAAUAUUGCAAAAGAUCAAGAAAAUUUAGCUGUUAUUACAGAUCAUGGAGUUGUUCCUUUAUUAUCUAAAUUAGCAAAUACUAAUAAUGAUAAACUGAGACGUCAUCUAGCAGAAGCUAUUUCACGCUGCUGUAUGUGGGGCAGAAAUAGAGUGGCCUUUGGUGAACACAAAGCAGUGGCUCCAUUAGUGCGUUACCUAAAAUCACAGGACACAGCUGUGCACAGAGCAACUGCUCAAGCCUUGUACCAACUCUCAGAAGAUGCCAACAACUGCAUCACUAUGCAUGAGAAUGGUGCAGUGAAGCUUCUGCUGGAUAUGGUUGGGUCUCCAGAUCAGGAUCUCCAAGAAGCCGCAGCUGGUUGUAUAGCCAAUAUCCGCAGACUGGCACUUGCUACAGAAAAGGCAAGAUACCCCUAA
This is a messenger RNA of Sorex fumeus (smoky shrew), 3135 nucleotides long. RefSeq names its product outer dynein arm docking complex subunit 2 (gene ODAD2). The transcript has 20 exons. The record is from RefSeq and is a predicted model, not a curated record. NCBI's taxonomy places the organism in Eukaryota, Metazoa, Chordata, Mammalia, Eulipotyphla, Soricidae. Gene Ontology annotation, molecular function: protein binding.